GCGUACUGUGUUGAUCCGUGCUGUCUAUCAGCAAUCCUUCACCCUACUCAGUGUGAGUGUGGUGUGGGGACAGCGCAAACAUGGCGUUGUCUCAAAGGGAACAAGAUAUCCAGCUUAUGCUGGCUGCCAAUGUGCACUUGGGCACAAAGCAGUGUGAUUUCCAGAUGGAACGCUACAUCUACAGGAGGCGGCAGGAUGGCAUCUAUGUGAUUAAUCUGGGCAAGACAUGGGACAAGCUGCAGCUGGCUGCUCGCGUGAUUGUGGCGAUUGAGAACCCACAGGAUGUGGUGGUGCAGUCCGCCCGCCCCUAUGCUCAGAGGGCUGUGCUCAAGUUCGCACAGUACACUGGAGCAAAGGCUCUUGCGGGUCGCUACACUCCAGGCACCUUCACUAAUCAGAUCCAGAAGGACUUUGAGGAGCCGCGGCUGCUGAUUGUGACAGACCCCCGCACGGACCACCAGCCCAUCAAAGAGUCUGCCUACAUGAACAUCCCCACCAUCGCCUUCUGUGACACAGACUCUGCCCUCCCCUACGUGGACAUCGCCAUCCCCGCCAACAACAAGGCCAAGCACUCCAUUGGAGUGCUCUACUACCUGCUCUCGCGUAUGGUCCUGCAGAUGCGCGGGACGUUGGCGGCUGGCCAGGCAUGGGAUGUGGUGGUGGACCUGUUCUUCUACAGGGAGCCCGAGGAGACCAAGGAGGACGGCGAGGAGGCCCCCGCUGCCGACGCAUUCGGAGGCGUUCCCGAGGCCGGCUACGGCGGCGCUGCUGGCCUGCCUGCUCCCCAGGGCGUCUCAAAUGACGCUGAGUGGGCUGCGCCUCCGGCAGCAGCGGCUGCCCCUGCUGCUGAGUGGGACGCUGCUGCUGCUCCAGCGGGUGGUGCUUCCUGGGACGCGGCCGCCGCCCCCGAGGCAGCCCCCGCGGCAGCCCAAUAUGUGGCACCGCAGGAGUUCGCCGCCGGUUACUAG
Molecule: messenger RNA, 968 nt
Organism: Coccomyxa subellipsoidea C-169
Lineage: Eukaryota; Viridiplantae; Chlorophyta; Trebouxiophyceae; Coccomyxaceae
Product: ribosomal protein S2
Exons: 4
Coding region: 81-968 (295 amino acids)
Biological process (GO): cytoplasmic translation; ribosomal small subunit assembly
Cellular component (GO): cytosolic small ribosomal subunit; ribosome; 90S preribosome
Molecular function (GO): structural constituent of ribosome
Source: RefSeq, a predicted model, not a curated record